Trifolium pratense (red clover) is the source of this 959-nucleotide messenger RNA. RefSeq names its product ethylene-responsive transcription factor ERF017-like. Gene Ontology annotation, biological process: regulation of DNA-templated transcription. The record is from RefSeq and is a predicted model, not a curated record. Gene Ontology annotation, molecular function: DNA binding; DNA-binding transcription factor activity. The coding region runs from base 117 to 728 and encodes 203 amino acids. Lineage: Eukaryota; Viridiplantae; Streptophyta; Magnoliopsida; Fabales; Fabaceae. The transcript has a single exon.
CAAACGCAGCCAAAACAUCAUUAGACAACAGAGAUCAGGCUCCUCUUAUAAAAAAAAACAAAAAAAAAACACCUUUAAUUUCAAUUCUAACAAAAUCGUAACAACAUUUGUUAAAUAUGGUGAAAUCGAACGUGGAAAAAACUGCUGCGGAAAGAAGUGAUUCUUCGUUAUUCAGAGGAAUAAGGAAGAGGAAGUGGGGAAAAUGGGUGUCGGAAAUCAGACUACCAAACAGCCGCCAAAGAAUAUGGUUAGGUUCCUAUGACACUGCUGAAAAGGCGGCGCGUGCAUUUGACGCGGCAACGUUAUGCUUACGUGGCAGUGGUGCUAAGUUUAAUUUCCCUAAUAACCCACCGGAUAUUCCCGGAGCAAGGUCCAUGACCCAUUCUGAGAUUCAAGCUGCCGCAGCCCGUUUUGCCAAUUUGGAUAUCCAUAAUGAGAAACUGUGUCGACCCGAUAACGAAAUUAUUGAAACACUGUCUUCUUCGGAGGUGACGGUAUCGUUGCCGUCUCCGGCACUCUCUGACACGACGGUUCAGGCGGAGAGUGACAUUACCGAUAACGGGUUGUUUAGGGACCUGUUUUCAGAAACCGGGUCAGGUUACUCAAUGUUUCCGGGUUUUGAUGAUUUUAGUGGUGAAUUUUAUGUGCCUGAGAUGACAAAUUUUGAUUAUGAAGAAGAGAACAUGGAUGGGGUGAUAGUUUUGGAUACCUUCUUAUGGGAUUUCUAAGUAAUUCCAUACCAUUCCUGGGUAGUUUUAGUAAACCCGAAUGAAUGAAAUGAACCCGGAUACACAAUUCGGGUUUAGAUAGUCAAUUAUUUUGGACUGUGUCCUAUGCUAAUUCUAAUUGUUUACACAGAGAUUAAGGUUUCAAUUUUGUUGGAUAUAUGAAUCAUGAAACAAUGUAAAGAAUUUUUGCCCAUAUUGAAGACACUAAUAAUUUAUUUGUUUAUGAAUUUU